This is a messenger RNA of Anastrepha ludens (Mexican fruit fly), 6866 nucleotides long. RefSeq lists its product as uncharacterized. Gene Ontology annotation, molecular function: growth factor activity. NCBI's taxonomy places the organism in Eukaryota, Metazoa, Arthropoda, Insecta, Diptera, Tephritidae. The coding region runs from base 516 to 2861 and encodes 781 amino acids. Gene Ontology annotation, cellular component: membrane. The transcript is spliced from 5 exons. The record is from RefSeq and is a predicted model, not a curated record. Gene Ontology annotation, biological process: hemocyte migration.
UAUUGCAUUUAUUUGUAAGUGCGUACAAAUGUGCAUAUGUACAUAUGCAUGUAUGAGUAAAUCUGUAUGUAUAUACAUAUAUUACUUAUAGAGUGAAGUGCUUGGUGUGUUUGAUUUUUUUUAAAUCACCAGAUUAACAGGGAGUUGGAGAAGAAAUAUCCUAACCAAUAAAUAUGCAAAAAUAAAGCUACAAAAAUCUGAAAAGCCAAGAAUAUACGUAAAGUAGAUAAAUUGGCAAUAUAUCAAAAAAGUUAUUAAUUUAGCGAUGGUGUGGUACGAUAUAUAAAUAUUGUUAUUGUAAUAUUUUUAUUGGAGAACAGCAACAAUAGAAAAAAAGCAAAUAAUGUACCAUACGACAAAGCUGUGCUGCUGCGCGGAGCUGCAAUAACAGUAAUAUACAACAACUAAAAACCAAAACAAUAAGAAAAACAAUAAUCCACAUUAGCAAUAAAUAGCAGCGGCGGGCAAUAGAAAUAUCUAAGUUUUCCACAACUAUAAAAGCGCAUUUUGCCAAUAUGGCGCGCAAUAACGUCACCGUGAAAAACAUCACAGGCAUCUACACAGUUCAACGAUGGUUUGAGUAUUGCCGCAUCCUAGCACUAUUUGUAGCGCUGCACUGCAAUGCUUCACUGCCAUUAGUAGUCUCUGCUGUUGGCAACCGCGUUGACAGCAGCACUGAGACUGUUGCUGAAGGUGUUGGCUUACCCGCAGUCGGUGGUGUUAAUGGCAUUCCUGAGAGGUCUGCGUAUAUUUUACCGCCGUCUCAUGUAUUCCGGCAUCAGGAGCAUUAUUCGCAGCGUACUGAACAGAACGUGAAUGACUUCAAGCGAGCGCAAUUGUACAAGCAACUUAGUGAAAAUUAUAGUAACUCUAUCCCUAAAACAGUCAAUAGCAGCGACAAUAGCGGCAACAAGUAUAUUCAUUUACUGUCGCAAUCGGAGCCUCAGAUAUCAGAACAUUUGCACCGUCACAGUCACAGACAUUCAUCGAGCCCGGCCUCCGUAUGGGAACGUUAUGUUCUCCCACCUCUUCGACAUCAACGACAUCAGCAACUACAACAACACCACCAUCGUCAGGAAGCCGCAGCAGCCAAGCCAGUAGUGGUAACAUCUUCACCAUCAAUACACCUGAUAGUGCCCACAGCAACAGAGGCAGCUGUCGGAGGAGUUGUCGUCGCUACAACUAAUGAGGACGUCAAAAUAGCAUCAUCUAUUAUUUCCACAACCAACAGCAGCAGCGAAGCACAGCAUAUGAAACCACAUCGUUACUUUGAUCGCGAUGGGCUCUACCAAUCGCCUUAUCUGUGGACAACAAAAGGCCCAAAAGUGCGUGGUGAUAAAAAUGGUUGGUUAGAAAAAGAUUUCGCCGGCAUGCGCUUUUACAAUAGAAGGCAAACUGACAGCCAAAGAAUUUCGCUAAAUUUAAACGCCGGCUCGGAUGACGGAUCACCCACACGAAAAGAUAGUGCUUAUAAAAAAGUAGAGGAUACCGAUUCCAGUGAAACAAAGAGUAACGCCAAUACGGGGACAUUUGUUGGCGAAAACUACGGCAGUCAAGUAGCUGAGGAUGAAGUAGAUAAUAGCAGUGAAUAUGAUGAUUAUUCGUACGGUGAUUCAGUAGAGGAAAGUGUGAGUGCGAACGAGUUUCCCGAUGCUAGCGACAUGCAAGACGGGGAACAUCGAGCAACCGUCAAACGUUUUACGAAUCCAUUUAAAGACUUUCGUGUGCCACAAAAGGAACGCGACUAUCCACACUCAUAUUCUGCAAUGCGCCGGCGCAUAGCCAGAGAUCGAGACGGUGAUGAUAGCAAAACAAACUCUAACUUUGGUGCCGAUUCUGAUAAUAAUAGUGAUGCAGACUUUUCUAGCGAAAAGUGGCAACGCAUCGAGCAAGAGCACCAUCGCAAACAACAAGAACACCAGCAAAAAAUGUUGGCGUUGCGUUCACGUCACGACGACUAUUACAGAUUCACAGAGGCAGCUGCGACAACAGAGUCAGCGACUGUGUCUGUCGCGGCAGCAGCACCCAAGGAACAGCGUUAUAUUGAUGAUGAAGACGCUGACAAUAUUAAUUCCCAACACUAUGUUCCUGGUACGUUGACUCAACAAAAACAGGAGGAACUGGGAACGCUCGCUGCUGUACAGGAAUCUCGUCGCUCGCACGUUAAUAAACACAAGCACGAAAAAGCUUUGGCCAGCGAGCACGUUAAGCAAAUCUUAAACGAAGCAGCAUGCCGUGUUCCGCAACGACACGUUGAACGCAUACAGCGUGAUCCCUCAAAAAUGUACAUGCCUCACUGUACAGUUCUGCACCGUUGUACCGACGAGACUGGUUGUUGCCGAAGUGAGCGUCAAACAUGUGCACCAAAACGCACAAAAAAUGUGGAAUUGUAUUUCUAUGUUCGUAGUAUCAACGAAAAACGCGGCACGGUCGAACGUCUGACAUUUAUUAACCACACAGAAUGUCAUUGUGUAGAAAGGUCCAGGCAACAAGUAGAUGAGUAUCAUAAUCUGCCAUUGUACGGCAUAUCGUAUGGUGGACAGUCUCUCCGACGAGCUACCAUUCUCAACUGCAAUUGCCCCAAAUUGUACGAGAAAAUAUUGCAAGAGGAUGGUUUUUGCCGGUGUGAUUGCUCUUCCGGCAACACUGGAUGUGACUGGCUCAAGAGAGGCAUGGAGCAUUUUUCGAUGAUUGAUCGCAAAUGCAUAUCCGAAGGUCGUUGUAAGCCACCUACUUGCGAGCAUGGUCCCUAUAUCAAAAAGUAUGGACGAUGCCCAAGACGGGAGGAACAGUUGUCGGCCGCUGUGACCGGCCCAGUAAUGUUGGCGACGAAUGCGUUGCCGGGCAAUGGUUACCAUUGAAACGAAUUAUUGAUACACAUUCAUUUGGUGCAACUAAAAUUAAGUAUUAAUAACUUUUAAUAACAGUAAUUUAUUCGAUAAAAGUACAGCGAAAAUUGAAAUCGAGCGCAUAGACUUAAAUUAAAUAAUCAAAAUUAAUUUUAUACAUUAACGUUUAAAUGUGAUUUUAAAUUUUAAAGUUAAUAUCAUCUAAGCCAAGUACCUUUUCUACUAUCAUUCAAUUUCAUAUACUACAUAUAUACACAUACGUUUGUAUGUGUACUUUUUAACCAAAGUGUUACACAAUGGUGCAUUUAACGCGUUCUUAACUCUUAUCGAAUAUAUAAUAAAUUACUCUCCAAAUGUAAUUUACAUUACUUGAUUGAAAAUAACACAAACAUAUGAUUUGAGAAGACUUUUCACAGUGAAACUAAUUAAUGUAGUCAAAUUUAAUACUUGUAUACAAGUAUAUUACAUACAUAUUUCUUAAGGAUAAAAUAUUUUAUUAAUCAAAAUCGUGUUACGAGUACAUAGAAUUUAUCUAAAAUUUACUGUUAAUCUUUAUGAAUCUUAUAUGAUAGUAUUAAUCUAAAUAGACGCAUACAUUUAAAAUAUUAUAGUAUCCCUGCAGUAAAAUAGUGGGUCAGUCUCUUCAAACGCGGAACCCGUGAAUAUCUCCAAACUAGUGCUAAACUUCUGUAGAGGGAAGUAGUUAACAUAGCAGCGAGACGACACAAUUUUCGUGUUCUUCUCUUAGAAUGUUGUUCUAUCACCAGGCAAAAGUGAAACACAUUCUACCAUAUAAAAAAGUGAGAGCGAGCGUUAUCUAGCUGUCAAAAAAUAUAGUUGCGGAAAACUUUAACUGCUAUAAAAAAUGGUAGUAAACCGUUCAGUUGUAUUAUUUUCAAUAUAUAAUUUGCUCUUUACUCAUACGAAAUGUGCAAUAUUCUCGUACUGCGUAUGGCAAGAAUGUAAUUUCGUAAUGUUGCCGAACAUAAUGUUGUUACUUUCCACCAUUACUACUACAAUUAUUUUUAGUUUUAAACAUUAAAGUUUACUGAUAUUUCUGUACUUUUAAUCGGAUUAGAAGCGGCGGUGCAUUGCAUACGCGCAUGUAGCCAUUGACGUUAUGUACAGGUAGUACCCCAGCUCUUCAUUAGCAUCCUGAUUCUGGUUUGUUACCAACGGCAUAAGUAUGUAUAGGGUUUUUCAGUAAGAGCGCUUCAACUUUUGAACUUUUUUGGAUAAAACACAAACGGUUUGACUUUUUUAACUAAUUUUUUUUUUAUUAUCGAGUUUGAACAUAUACAUUUAAGUAUGAAAUUCGAUUUCUUUUGCAUGACCACCGCGUGCACGUUUUACAAAGUCCAAUCGUUGAACCCAAUUUUCGACCACUCUUUUGCAUAAAUCGGCUGAGAUUCCAGCAAUUUCGCGUUCAAUAUUGGCUCUGAGCUCACAAAUCGUCGCCGGCUUGUUAAUGUAGACCAAUGACUUCACAUAAUCCCAAAACGGGACGGCUUGUUAAAUGGACCGUAAAAUGGCCGUAAUGCUCUUAAAGUAGCAGCAACAGAACGAUUACUUUCAUAAAAAAUUUGCACGAUUUGCAAUCGUUGCUCAAGUGUGUAGCGUUCCAUGAUGAAAUGUAUCCUAAUGAAGUUUACAAAUGACAAGCGAAAAAUAAAAAAUAUUGCGUCGUUCGCCCUCCCUAUCGGAAAAAAGUUGAAGCGCACCUAUUGAAUAACCCUAUAUAUUCAUCGUACUAUUUUUAAAAUUGAUGCUGCUAUUCAUGAAGGCAGCAUUACGUAGUUUUUCGAAUUCAAUAAAUACAAAUUGUUAUUUCGCACUUAAAGUCAAUUAGACAUUUAAGUAAUACUAGUACAUUGCGAUUUAUUAAAUUUAAGUAAUAAAUUUCGAAUCGAAAGAGUAAUAUUGAAUCUAUGUCGAGUGCUUGCUAAGUUAAAUUUUUCCCAUAGAAUUCUAUGUAGUGAAGUUCCCAAUACGCAGCAAGUUAUUAUGAUUCUGAGCGAGUUUUAACUGGUUGUAGAUUAACAAGAUUUCCUUUACUGCAGGGAUAUUUUAUACAAUUAUGUGCAUUUGUUAAGUGAAAGUAGGGUAAAGUGAGGAACUAAGGAAAAACAAUUCCAUUGAUAUUUUGACUGCGUUAAUUUUUAAUAACUAAUGUUAAACCUAUUUAGCCUUUUAUUAACGUUAGUCGAAUUAUAAGUAGUUGAACGUAGGGCACAUAAAAAAUGUGUUUUUGUAUAUUUUUAUACCAUUUAUGUUAAUAAUUUACACCCCAUUUGUAAGUAGUCAGAGAAAAUACACGUAUGUAUGUGUGUAUGUAUGAAGCAAUAUAUAAUUUAAGUUACGUGCACUUUUAUGUUACAAAAAUGUACAUACAUAUCUAUUUUAGCACAAACAUACAAGUAGAUUAUUUUAUUUGUUUUGUCUAGUCAAUUUUCUUAUUGAUUUCGUAUUCACCUAAUAUAUAUAUACAUAUAACCAUCAUUAUUAUAAGACUUUAAACAGCAAAAUAUGUAAUAUGAACAUUUGCUUAAACACAUACACAUAUAAAUUAACACACACAUAUGUACACUGUUGGAAAAUAUAAUAGAAACGGUCUACCUAAAUUUUUCGAAUCGAAUUUAUUCGCAAAUUAUUUUUGCUAAGAUUUCUUGCAUUAUGUGAUCAAUGGUUAACGGUUUUUUGUAUUACAUUUCAUUUUCUAUUUUGCCUCGUUCUUAUUUCGGACACACUUGAGUAAGCAAGUCGGAUUUGCGCCUGGAAAAAAGAAUUGAAACGGUAAUUGGUUGGCGAUAGCAACAAAUUUUAAGCGGUAUAAAUUUCGCUCAGUUGCACUUAAAGAAAAAAAUAAUUGACUAAAUUUUAAGAAUAGGUAAAUUAGUAUUGAGGAGGAUUCUAAGGAUUCUACGGAGGAAGAAGCCGGAUUAAAGAACAAUUUAAGAAAACAAAGAAAAACGAUGAUCAAAUAGCAGAUACAGCCUUUGAUCGCAGAUAUACGAAAAAACCGAAAGCUCGGUGGCGGAUCAAUAAUGGUGUGGAGAUGAUAGAUAAAAUGUGUGCGGAUGGACUACGUGAGAAUAUUGGAUAUGGUUACACUUCUCUAUGCAAGAAAAGAAAUACACCUAUGAUCCUAAGAUGGGUGUUUAUGUGCGAUGACGAUGACAAGCAUUUCUCAAAAUUAGCAAAGGAGUGGUUUAAAAGAGAAAAAGUGAAUGUUUUCCAAUGGCCGCCGAAUUAUAAUGGCUUCAUGAGUUAAACCCGAUAAACAUCUUUGGGCAGAACUGAAACGAUAAUCAGGGCUUUCAAAUCCACAAAUAGGGAAGAAAUGUGGAACCAACUUCAAAAGUUUUGGCACUCUAUUUCGCGGGAUAAAUGAGCAAAUUUAGUAAAUUCAAUGCAGCGAAGGUGUGAAGAAGUCAUAAAACAUUCGGGAGGUGCUACGAAAUGCAAAAUUAAUUCUCCAUUUUCUUCGAAACACUGAUUUUUAAUGGCAAAACUCUUUGGUUCCAUUUUUUCCAGGAUUCGUUUCUUAAACUCGAAAAAAUUUCAUUAUGUUGUAAAUUAUUUGUAAAAGUGUCUUUUUAUAUCUUAAUUUGCCUUAAUUGUUCGAACUUGUAAGCCACAAAACAUCCGGAGUAUUCCAAAAUAAAAAAAUUGUCAAACACUGCAUGAAAAUAUUGAUUUCUGUUAUAUUUUUCAACCAUUUAUAUGCAGAUAUAUACAUAUAUACGCAUGUAUAUGAACAAUAUUAAUUAAAUCCACUGCCCUAAACUCAGUUUUUUUAUUAAGUUCAGUGCACCAGAGAAAUUGUUUCUAUGUAUGUAAUUACACAUAUAUUAAAAAAAUUAAGCAAUAUGAAAAUUCCAGAACUAAGUUGUUUAUAGAAGAUGGCAAGUUUAAAAUGUCAAAAGCUUUUAAUAAAUAAAAAGAAAAAAUUAUUUCGAACUAUACACAGAAGUAAAUUUAAAAUGAGGUACAUUUAUUUAGAUCGUACGAAUUGUA